CAUAGAGCACACUAUGGCCCUAUAUAACCAGUCAAAUCUCCAUUAUAUCAUUAAAAUAAAUAUACUCCACCAACACCUCUUCAGAUGCUCAGUUGACCGCCAUCUUGCCCUGAGAGAUGUUGUCCCGACUGGCCGCUCGAUCUGUCCAGGAGGUGCGGCCUCUGGUGCUGGUGAGGCCCACCAGCACCAGUGUUGUGCUUCGGGCGGAGGAGAGGGAUGAGGUCAACUUCCCACGCAGGGUGAGGCCCGUUGAGCCCGGCAAGGUGCGCCUCGGCUUCGUCCCCGAGGAGUGGUUCCAGUUCCUCUACCCCAAGACCGGUGUGACUGGCCCGUACAUGCUGGGCCUGGGGCUGACCACCUUCCUGUGCUCCAAGGAGAUCUACGUCAUGGAGCACGAGUACUACACAGGUCUCUCCAUCUUCAUCAUGGUCCUGUAUGCCGUCAAGAAGUUUGGGCCUGGGCUUGGCAAGUCUCUGGACAAGGAGAUUGAGGAAAUCGAGAACUCCUGGGGGCAGUAUCGUAACGGCAGCAUCGAGAACGUGAAGGAGGCCAUUGAGGGUGAGAAGCAGGCCCAGCACUCAGCCAAGGGGGAGGUCAUGCUGUUUGAUGCCAAGAGGGAGAAUGUUGGCCUGCAGCUCGAGGCCACCUACAGGGAGAGGCUGGCCCAAGUGCACUCUGAGGUCAAGAAGCGUCUGGACUACCAGCUGGAAGUGGCCAACGUCAAGACCCGGCUGGAGCAGAAGCACAUGGUGAACUGGAUCGUGAACAACGUCAAGGCCUCCAUCACCCCCGCCCAGGAAGCUGCCACCCUCAAGCAGUGCAUGGCUGACCUCAAGGCACUGGCAGCCAAGGCAUAGACACGCCUGCCCACUACCGUGAUGGGCUGUCUCUCCUGUAGCUGGUGUGUGGCGGGGGUGAAGUGCCCUGUCUUCUCGGGUGCCUCUGUCCACGCCAUACUCUCACUUGCGGGUCACUCGCUCCACCAUGUACAUUCAGCCUGAGAGUAACUUAAUCAAUGGCAACAUUGCUUUUGGUGUAUAGAUAUGAUUUUAUAAUGAAAUUGUGAAUGUAAAGAGUUCUCUUCUGUAUAUAACAAACAAAAAAAGAGGAAAUAUU
Messenger RNA from Eriocheir sinensis (Chinese mitten crab), 1116 nucleotides. RefSeq names its product ATP synthase subunit b, mitochondrial-like (gene ATPsynB). The record is from RefSeq and is a predicted model, not a curated record. The transcript has 5 exons. Gene Ontology annotation, biological process: proton motive force-driven ATP synthesis. Gene Ontology annotation, molecular function: proton transmembrane transporter activity. Lineage: Eukaryota; Metazoa; Arthropoda; Malacostraca; Decapoda; Varunidae. Bases 117 to 857 code for a protein of 246 amino acids.